GGUUAUUGUAAUGUAAGGAAGGCAGCUAGCAUGCCCUCAAAGGAUGUCGGUCCAUGGCGUGGGGCGUGUUCGCGUUCAGUAAGGAUGGCAGGCAGCAACUGGCGGCGGUGCUGCGAGGGCUGCUGAUCGCACAGCUCGUGGUCUCACUGUGCAUGGUCAUCUUCUGCUACAACACCUCGCUGAGGGUCAUGCUGCUUCUGAAGCACGUGCACAAGUUGACGGUAUACUUACUCUACGGACUGAUCUUGCUGCAAGCGUACUGCAUGAAACUCCACUACACGAGUGGGCUCCGUCUCAUCACUCUGCUGCUGCAGUGCCCGCACUGGUCCAGGGCUACUUUGGCCAGCAGGAUCUGGCUGGCUAGUGGAACCAUCGUCGCAUUCAAUGGCAUGUUGGUGUAUGGAGCUUGCAGAGGCACUUUGACGGCACUAAUGAAGGAGUUGUCGUCUUCGCUAAGGAUCGGCAUAUCGCAGUAUCUAACUGAACCGACUUGGAAACGAUUGAUGGAUACCAUGCAGGUGGAAUUAAGCUGCUGUGGCGUGGAAAAGCCAAGUGACUGGCACGAAAUCCCGUGGAUCAACAUGGACUUCCUCAAUGAGGACUCUGAUUUAGUUAUGAGGUUAGCAGGCGCCGAUGGCAAGGUGUUGCCUCCAGUGUCCCCGUACUCGUGUUGCACUCCGAGGGUGCUCGCAGCCUGCUACCACGACCCCUUGCAGCAGAGUGAAUGCCGCGAGAUCUGGCGCGACUCGCCGCUUCUGCCCGCUUCGCUUCACGCGCGGGGUUGCGUGGAGGCGGUGCGCGGGCCGCUCACUAAAGCGCUUCUAGCGCUGCACUGCUUCAACACGCUGGUGCUGCUACUGCAGUUGGUGAUAAUGGUUCUGACGCAGCUGUUACGAACAAGCGCGCGCGCCGCGGUGCUACGCGGGGACGGCUCCGGCCCGGGCCGUGCCUACUUGCUGGGCGACCUGCGGGAUUAUACUGCUAACAAGGACGACUGCCUCGACCCGAUCGAGUGUGGCGGCGCGAACGCAGCGCGGGCCGCGAGUAUAUGCUGCGUGCGUCACGCACACACGCGCGCGCGGCCCGCACGCAGGCACGCGCGGUCGCACGCGCAGCUGCGCGCUUCGGCUAGGGCUAGUGAUAAGUGUCUUCGAAGACAUGAAGAAUUUUAGCAGAGACUGUGCACUCACUUGUCGCACAGCUGCGUGAGGUUGGCGCAGGUGUGGUGGUAGGCAGCAGCGGCGUCGUCGAGCU
Messenger RNA from Ostrinia furnacalis (Asian corn borer), 1254 nucleotides. Its product is annotated as rod outer segment membrane protein 1. The record is from RefSeq and is a predicted model, not a curated record. The transcript is spliced from 11 exons. Gene Ontology annotation, cellular component: membrane. Bases 54 to 1172 code for a protein of 372 amino acids. NCBI's taxonomy places the organism in Eukaryota, Metazoa, Arthropoda, Insecta, Lepidoptera, Crambidae.